Messenger RNA from Cercospora beticola, 2025 nucleotides. Its product is annotated as putative asparagine synthase. Lineage: Eukaryota; Fungi; Ascomycota; Dothideomycetes; Mycosphaerellales; Mycosphaerellaceae. The record is from RefSeq and is a predicted model, not a curated record. Gene Ontology annotation, molecular function: asparagine synthase (glutamine-hydrolyzing) activity.
CUUGCAGCACGUGUAAGUCUGGAAUCGUCUAUCUCAUGUGUGGCAUCUUCUGCUCCGUGGCAAGGCACGGCCAUGCUUUGCCUUCGCCAGCCAUGAAGACUAGGCUCACAGCGCGAGGCCCGGACGCGUCGAACACCGUGCUCGCUGAAGUCGAAGAAUCCUCCGGCGAAACGAGAACAUAUCUGACACUCUUCUCUACCGUUCUAUCUCUCCGCGGCAAUGUCACCACAGAUCAACCUCUUCGCACAGCCGAGUGUCAAGCUGUACUUUGCUGGAAUGGUGAAGCAUGGAAAAUUCGAGGGCAGCCUCCCCUCGGCAACGACACGGCUGCCGUGCACCAACUGCUUUCCGAAGGACUUGCAGAAGUACGCGACUUUGGUGCAGGGACAGCCGAAGCUAUCAGAGCCAGUCUGCGCGCCAUCGCAAGGUCGCUUGCUCGGGUAGCUGGACCUUACGCCUUCGUAUUCUUUAACGAGAAGUCGUCUAGGCUCUUCUUUGGACGAGAUUUCCUCGGACGUCGUUCUUUGCUCUGGAAAAUAGACCAACGUGGCGAGUUACUUUUGAGUAGCGUUGGCGACUCGUCGAUGCACGGAGCCUGGGCAGAAGUGGAGGCCGAUGGAGUCUACUGCGUUGACCUAGCUCUGCGCUCAGCUUCCCAGCAAGACUUUGCUGGGUGCCAGACUUGGGGCGAUCUGCCUAUUUUCAAGGUACCCUACAAUUUCGCUGAUAGUCUCCAAGAUGACAAUGAUUCUGUCAUUCCCCGGCUGUCUCUUCAGCGAGAGUUAACCGCUCGUUCGUGCACGCUCGACGAGACAUCACCCUCAGUGUCCAUGUUGGAUAAGCUCUUGCGAGACUCUCUGCGUGCUCGUAUACUCGGAAUACCAGAUCCGCCGCUGCGAUCACAAGAGUCAAACUUUGAAAAAGCUAAGUUGGCAAUCCUUUUCUCAGGCGGACUUGACUGCACCGUGCUUGCAAGAAUCUGUCAUGAUAUGCUACCUGAAGAUGCGGUCAUUGAUUUGCUCAACGUCGCUUUCCAGAAUCCGCGUUCUCACAAGGAUGCUGGCGAGGGUGCCUACGAGCUGUGUCCGGAUCGGAUUACAGGACGAGCCUCGUAUGCCGAGCUUGGAAAAGUAUGUUCACCGCGCAAAUGGCGAUUCGUCGCUAUCGACGUCCCGUACUCAGAGUAUCUCGAGCACCGUCAGCAGGUUAUGGAGCUUAUGCAUCCACACAACACCGAAAUGGAUCUCAGCAUCGCUGCUGCACUAUACUUUGCUGCGCGGGGAAGAGGGCGCGAUUGCUCUCAUGGCGCGGAGCAAGCCUACAUGUCACAAGCACGGGUAUUGCUCUCCGGAUUAGGUGCUGACGAGCUUUUCGCUGGGUACACUCGCCACGCCACGGCCUUUAGGAGGCAAGGUUACGAAGGGCUACUCGAUGAGCUGGAUCUCGAUGUGGCCAGGCUCGGUAAACGGAAUCUCGGUCGUGACGAUCGCGUGAUCAGCCACUGGGCCAGGGAGGCGAGAUUUCCAUUCCUCGACGAAGCUUUCGUGGCGUGGGCGUUGCAGUGCUCGUUACUGGACAAGUGUGAUUUCGGAGACUCCAUGAGCAUCGAGGGAGGGCGGCUCAGCUCUUGUGCCUCAAUUGAGCCAGGCAAGAAGGUCCUAAGAUGUCUCGCCUGGAAGUUAGGAAUGGCGGGAGUAGCCAGAGAGAGAAAGCGAGCAAUUCAAUUCGGUGCACGUACAGCAAAGAUGGAGACCGGCAAAACGAAGGGCACCACCAUGAUAACAUGAAACUAUCGCCUAUGAACAGACACGGCGACCAUGGGGACAUCCAUCAAACUGGGUGAUGUUGCCUCAAUGCGAGAUAUCUUGCGGUGCACACGACUACCACGUGCUCCGAGGUCAGCACAGCUUGCAUACUGUUAAUGCGGAUCGUCACAUUCGACAGCCUGAUCGACCAUUGGCAUGACCUCUGCCAUGCCCAGCCGGAUCAGCAGAUUCGUUUUCUCGCCAGCAUUCUACUAUCGAG